Molecule: messenger RNA, 1320 nt
Organism: Neurospora tetrasperma FGSC 2508
Lineage: Eukaryota; Fungi; Ascomycota; Sordariomycetes; Sordariales; Sordariaceae
Exons: 2
Coding region: 150-1238 (362 amino acids)
Molecular function (GO): D-amino-acid oxidase activity; FAD binding
Source: RefSeq, a predicted model, not a curated record
UUAUGAUUCAUCCCCCAAAGGAACAUACAGAGUCGGUACAUAUAAAGGCUGAUUAGACCCGAGGAUUUCCUUUUCGUUUUACUCUGUAAACAUUUCAUGCUCCCCGUUGACCUCAGGAUUUAUCUUCGCCCCUGGUUACAUUAUCCACAAUGUCCACGAUUGUUAUUGUAGGCGCCGGCGUGAGCGGCCUUACUUGCGCCCUUCAACUAGCCAAGCAAGGAGGAAACACCAUCACCGUAGUAGCCAAGCACAUGCCCGGCGACUAUGACGCGGAGUACACCUCUCCCUUCGCGGGCGCCAACGUCCUGCCCAUGGCCCCCGAAUACAACCGCUGGGAAGGCGAAACCUGGCCCGAACUGAAAAAACUCGCCGAGACCUGUCCCGAAGCCGGCAUCCACUUCCAAAAGGCCGUCCUCUACCGACGCGCCCAAGACGAAGCCGCCGGCUUCGCGGGCCCCUUGUCCGACGGCCUCUUCGUGCGCAACCCGUGGUACAAAGACCUGGUGCCCGACUACGUCGACUUACCGGCCUCCGAGGUGCCAGAGGGUAUGUCCUCCGCCUCCUCUUUUACUUCGGUCUGCAUCAACACGGCCAUCUACCUCCCCUGGCUGGUGGGCCAGUGCCGGGCACGCGGCGUGGUGUUUAAGCGAGCCGUGCUCAAGCACAUCUCCGACGCCGCCAAGUUGAGCCACACGGGGCGCAAGCCGGAUAUCAUCAUCAACGCCACGGGCUUGCUGAGUUGUCGACUGGGCGGCGUGAUGGACCAAAAAGUGAUGCCCGCGCGCGGACAGGUGGUGCUAGUCCGCAACGAGGCGACGCCAAACAUGGUGUGCACGAGCGGCACGGACGACGGGAACGACGACGAGUUGUGCUACAUCAUGCAGCGAGCUGCAGGUGGGGGCACCAUUCUUGGAGGUACCUACAUGAAGGGUAACUGGGACGGCGUGCCGGAUCCGAACAUUGCGACGAGGAUCAUGAAGCGCGCCGUGGAGGCGUGUCCGGCGUUGACGGGUGGAAAAGGCAUCGAGGCGCUGGAUGUCAUUAGGCAUGCGGUCGGGCUGAGGCCGUAUAGAGAGGGCGGCGUGAGGAUCGAGAAGGAGAACAUCAAUGGGACGUGGGUGGUGCAUAACUAUGGACAUGGCGGAUGGGGAUAUCAGGGCAGCUGGGGUUGUGCGUUUAGGGUGCAGGAGCUGGUGGAUGAGAUUAAAAGUGAGUUGAAGCUUGGCUCUAAGCUCUAGUCUAGAGCGUUGGAAUUACUGGAUGAAUAAUGAAGGUCUUGGAAAAUAGUGUGGUAGCAACCAACUAUCUCUGGUUCAAGUU